CUAAAUGCUGCGCUGGGUUUUCCCUGCAUAGUCCGAUGAAGUGGACAAAUGCCAAUUCUGGCCGCGGCAAGAGAACCUGCCCCAGAUGACGAGGGUGAGGCGACACCUUCCACUGCUCGAGGUCUCAAAGCACUUGCUGCAGACAGGCGCGUGGCGUUCCCAAAGUCUCAGGCCUUGGCACACUUACCUUUGAUACCUCCAGCGCCACCAGAGGCAGAUGACUUCCGAAGCGCCAGCAAGCGGAGCAACAGCAAGCCCCUUCCGUCGGAUGCAAUCGAAGACAGCCCAAGCAGUGUUCACAGUGGUCGAUCCAGGGACCAAAGCAAGACCUUGGAUUGGCGCCGCAGAACCACAAGCAAAGGGAAGGUCCAAGUGCUAGCAGUUCCUGAAGUAGCGGUACCUCUUCAGGAUGAUGACAUCCCUGGACUUCCAGGAGUGCGAGAGUCGCAUGUCAGAGAGGCCUUCAACCAGAUAGACUUCGAUGGGAAUGGCUUUAUUGGCGUGAGCGAGCUGCGAUAUCUCCUGACAGUGCUGGGUGAGGAACCAACUGACGCCGAACUUGAUGAGAUGUUGGCCAUGAUAGGUGGGGAAGGGGACGGGCAAGCAGCAUUGGAGGACUUUCGAAUGCUCUUUGCACCAAAGAGCUCCGUGUUGGCUGAGAUGCAAACCAUGGCGCCAGAGCCCGAGGAAGAGGAGAUCAAGCAAGAGAAAGAAGACGAGCAAGAAGAGAUCCCAAGGCUGGAAGCUCCUCCGCAGCAACUAGGGCUUCUUGUGAAGGGUGCGGCAAGCUUCAUGCAGGCGAGGAUCAAGAAGGAAGACGCUGGGAAGAAGAAAGCUUCAAGAGCACGGCCAAAGGCCAAAGCUCCUGGGUCCAACCGAGCUCGUCCAAUUCUUGGACCUCCAAGGCAUGUUCACCAGAUGGUGCCUGGUAUGCCAAACAUGCAGAUUCCUGGCGUGGCCACCGCUGGGAUGGGUCCAGGC
This is a messenger RNA of Cladocopium goreaui, 981 nucleotides long. The record is from the annotation of a GenBank genome assembly. NCBI's taxonomy places the organism in Eukaryota, Dinophyceae, Suessiales, Symbiodiniaceae.